AUGGAGACGACAUCUCUAGAAAUAACGGUGACGUCCGCAAAAGGGCUUGAGAAAGUCUCGAAGAUGGAUGUUUUCGUGACCGUGAAGUUAUCCGGCGAUCCCAAAUUCUCCGACCACCGUGAGCAGCGGACACAAGUGGCAGGAGACGGUGGAACAAGCCCCAAAUGGAUCAAUGACGUCAUGAAAUUCACCAUCGACCAACCCUUAGCUCAGGCUAACCGGCUCGUGAUCACGUUCAAGAUCAAGUGCGAGCUACGUGGAGGAGGAGAUAAAGACAUCGGCGAGGUUCACGUUCCGGUGAAAGAGCUUCUGGAUCAUCUCGGAAACGACAAGGCCGGUCAAAGAUACGUCACGUAUAAAAUCACGAAGCCCAACGGAAAACCAAGAGGCGAUAUCAGUUUCACUUAUUCCUUCGCCGCUCCAGUGGUGGCUACGACCGGUGACGGCUGCUCACGGUACCUAGCUCACCAGCCGGUGCGUCCUCCCGCGGCGACGUACCGGCCUGUUAGUGUUUUGAACCGACCUGUUUUGAACGGACCCGUGUUGAGUCAGCUGCUUCCAAGCGUCGGAUCGUUUAGUUACAACCACGUUUCUUCUCAGCCACCGAUUCAUCCACCAAUAUCUCAGCCGGAGAUUCUGCCGCCGGUAUGCUUCCCCGGUUUGUACCCGCCUCGUGGCUAUCCAGUGAGCCAGAUACCUGAAAUUUUACCGACGAUGUAUCCACCUACAUUCCCUGGCUUCUCAUGUCCGCCCGAAGGCUAUCCUACGAUAGCUCCGCCGCAGACUCCACCGGUACUAUAUCCAUGUCCGCCCGAAGGCUAUCCUACGGUAGCUCCGCCGCAGACUCCACCGGUACUAUAUCCACCGAUGAGUCCUUACAGAUUUUAA
Messenger RNA from Thlaspi arvense, 888 nucleotides. The record is from the annotation of a GenBank genome assembly. Lineage: Eukaryota; Viridiplantae; Streptophyta; Magnoliopsida; Brassicales; Brassicaceae.